CACGAGCCAACACUACUCACUUCCGAUUCUGCCUCCAACAGCGGGAACCAAACGGCCGCCGGCAAACAGUGAGCACUUGUGCUCGGUCAGCAGAAGAAUGAGAAGCUAUAACGGCAGAGUUAGUUUCAAGAUCCCCAGAAGGAUGAGCAGCGCAACCGAGCUACCGUGCAACGUGCAAUACGGCGAACAUCACAGUGACCAUUACUCAGCGCUACCCGGCGCCGCAGCGAGCGGCUACAACAGCAGCGACGUGAACUUGCAGCGCUUUGCCAAAGAGUUCGGCUUCCAGCGAGGGCCGUGGAAGCCGAACAGGCCCGAGGGAGUAUGCUGUUGCCCGGCACACGAAGGACACAUGUGCACCACGCUGGCCGCCGCCCUGCCGGGCCUGCUCGGUGGCGCCGGAGGACCGGGCGGAAUCACGAUGAAACCUUACCCGCAGUUUGCCGUCAACAGCGACGGCGCAGCUCUGCCGGCGGCUAUCCCAGCGGCUCCCGUCUACCCGCAUUUCAGCACGAUGGACCCGGUGCACAAGGCGGUGAUCAAGCACGCGUUUGGGGUCCGCCGAGGCGCGGCCAAGGCGAGGAGGAAGCGGCCGGUCGACUGCGGCGUCUGCCGUCUCACGUUCAACUCUGAUGUGAGUGAGGCCUUGCCGCCGUUGCCGCCGUUGCCGCCGUUGCCGUUGACAACCGUUUGCGCAGUCGCAGGCAGAGGCGCACUACCGGGGCGGCCGCCACGCCAAGAAGCUGAAGAUGCAGCGCUGCACAGAGGAUGCCAAAGACGGCAGCUCCUGCGACACAGGGCCCGCCCGCUCCACGGCAGCCGACAGCAACGCAGUUUUGAACUCGCUCUCCCGCUGUGCCCGUCCGUCGCAGGCGAGGCGGAGCGGCCCGAGAAGCGGCUCUACUGUUUGCUCUGCAAAGUGGCCGUCAACUCGCUCACGCAGCUGGAGGCCCACAAUUUGGGCGCCAAGCACAAGAGCGCGUUGGACGCUCGCGGCGCGGCGCACACGUCGGUUCCCGCCGCCCCGCCCGCAAACGAGACCUUCCGCUGCCAGACCUGCGACAUCCACGCCAACUCUGAGACUCAAUUCAAGCAGCACGUGUCUAGCCGGAGGCACAAAGACCGCCUGGCGGGGAAGCCGAGCAAGCCCAGAUUCAACAAAAGUCAACGCGCGGAGGUGACCACGACCUCUGAUUGGUCCUCGCCGCUGCAAAGCUCCUCCGACGCCAACCUGACCCCCCCCUUGGCCCAUCCUGCGCCUGGACCAAUUCGAGCCAACCAGAGCUCCGCCCUCUUCUCGCCCUACUGAAGCGAGCUGUGACCAGGGCAACGGGAUCGACAGACAGACGGGCAGGCAGGCAGGCAGGCACGCACGCACGCACGCACCCACGCCCACGGCUGGCCUCGAACUGGCGACUCGACACGCCUCCGCAACAUGAAGAGAAUAUCCGGGACGGUUCCGACGUCCGAGUGACCCUCCCCUGCUCAACGGGCCAAAGAUGUGCAAGUGGACGGUGGGCCGCGUGGCCCCGUCGUGUUUGUUUCGUGGUCAGAUCCUCGUUCACGUUGUUGCGAUGCUGACAUCAACUCCGCUCCGCGCUGGCGCGGCCUUGAAAGUUUUGUCCAAUCGGCGCACGGGACUCAUUGUGCUGUUCAGAUAUUGUUGUAAUAAAUUUUGUGACCUCGAUUGCAAAAUGCAAAUCUC
Molecule: messenger RNA, 1705 nt
Organism: Syngnathus acus (greater pipefish)
Lineage: Eukaryota; Metazoa; Chordata; Actinopteri; Syngnathiformes; Syngnathidae
Product: zinc finger protein 385D-like
Exons: 8
Coding region: 98-1309 (403 amino acids)
Cellular component (GO): nucleus
Molecular function (GO): zinc ion binding; nucleic acid binding
Source: RefSeq, a predicted model, not a curated record